AUGGCUUCACGAGCGGACUCUCCAGCGGGAAACCUCACGCCGACGGUGACUCACCGGUUGCCGGAGGACCAAGAUCUCUUGGAAAGAAGUACAAAGAAAUCCAAAAGAGGACGAGACCAAUUGCUGACCACGCUGUUGUCACCAAAGGAUGCUUUGGGCCAAGAUUCCCCAACUGAAUCGAACCAAUGGAGAACCCCUUUGGUAUCUCCCAGCAACCCGUGGAAUCGCAGAAUUCCUGAUCGAGCACCAGUGGAAGAGAUUGAUUCCGAUGACGACAUGGAGGAGGACGGUGUGACUUUUGAUUACCCGGUCAUAAGGGUGACUAAGGAAGAGAAGGAGAGACUUAGGUGUCCCUGGCGUAGAUCGCUAAUCGUUAAGGUUCUUGGAAGAUCUGUGGGCUAUUCCUAUCUACUCCAGAGACUUCAGAGGAUGUGGAAAACGGAAGCUGCCUUUGAGCUAAUAGCCCUAAAUCAUGACUAUUUCUUGGUAAAGUUUGAAUCUCUUGCUGAUUACGAUGCUGUCAAGUUUGGGGGACCUUGGAUGGUUCUUGAUCACUAUCUUACUACACAACAAUGGAGACCAAAUUUUGACUCUAGAUCGGACAAAUUGGAGAAAAUUCUGGCUUGGAUAAGAUUCCCUUCACUCCCGAUCGAGUACUUCGAUGACGAUUUUCUCAAGAAGAUUGGAGAUGUGAUAGGGCGUCCAUUGAAGAUCGACAUCACAACAAGCAUAGCUUCGAUAGGUAAAUUCGCAAGAGUUUGUGUUGAAUUAGAUAUCACUAAACCGCUAUUGUCUAGGUUUGUCUUGAAUUGGACGGAGUGGCCGAUUGAAUAUGAGGGAAUCCACCAAAUCUGCUUCAAAUGUGGUAUCUAUGGUCAUCGCAUGGAUAUGUGUGGUAAGGAAAAAUCUGGAGCUGGUGAGGGUGACGAGCAGGAUGGAAGCAGACCAGCUACUCAGGGCAAUGAGUCCUCGCAACAACUCCCGAAGGAAAAAUAUGGAUCUUGGAUGCUGGUAACUAGAAGAGUAAGGAGAAAUUUGCCUAGGGCAGCCAAUGCUACGGGAAGAAGAAGCCAACAAGUGCCAAUUCCGCAAGUCCCUCCGCAUGCAAACGUAGCCUCAAAUUCCAGAUUUGGACCUCUGGAUGGUCUGGAGGAGGAAGCAGAGGCUUCUCAGCAGCACCCUCUCCCCAACCAGUCCGAAACCCCCCAGCAGGCGAACACUAACUUACCAAGGAUUAGGACAAAUUAUCGUGGCACUAGGCAACAUGUUGAGCAGAGGGAAUAA
This is a messenger RNA of Ipomoea nil (Japanese morning glory), 1284 nucleotides long. RefSeq lists its product as uncharacterized. Lineage: Eukaryota; Viridiplantae; Streptophyta; Magnoliopsida; Solanales; Convolvulaceae. Bases 1 to 1284 code for a protein of 427 amino acids. The record is from RefSeq and is a predicted model, not a curated record. The transcript has a single exon.